Molecule: messenger RNA, 1257 nt
Organism: Hyla sarda
Lineage: Eukaryota; Metazoa; Chordata; Amphibia; Anura; Hylidae
Gene: NELFE
Product: negative elongation factor complex member E
Exons: 11
Coding region: 81-1121 (346 amino acids)
Biological process (GO): negative regulation of transcription elongation by RNA polymerase II
Cellular component (GO): NELF complex
Molecular function (GO): RNA binding
Source: RefSeq, a predicted model, not a curated record
CUGGUUGGCCGUCUCCCGUGACGUAUAAAAAGUGCGACUGACUUUUUAAACUACCGAGGUAUCCACUUCCCCCAACCACCAUGGUUUUGUUGCCCCCCGUUUUGACAGAAGAAGAGGAAGCUUUACAGAGGAAAUUUGCCAAGCUGAAAAAGAAGAAAAAAGCUCUGCUGGCCCUGAAGAAGCAAACGUCCACCAACCAGACGAGCCAGGCCGGCAUCAAGCGAUCUUUAUCAGACCAGCCCGCCGUGGACACCGCCACAGCCACGGAACAAGCCAAGAUGCUGGUGAAGACCGGCGCCAUCAGUGCUAUAAAAUCCGGGACGAAAAACAGCGGCUUCAAACGCUCGCGGACACUAGAGGGCAAACUCAAGGACCCCGAUAAGGGCCCGGCACCCACUUUCCAGCCCUUCCAGCGCAGCGUCUCUGUAGACGAGGAGCAAGCUGAGGGUUCAAGACGCAACCAGAGGAAGUCUCUCUAUGAGAGUUUUGUCAGCUCCAGUGAGCGCAUGCGAGACCCCGAGCGAGAGGCAGAGGACCGAGAGAGCAACAGGGAGAACCGGCGGGGAGGAGACAGGGAGCCUUUCGAACGAGAACGCGGAAGAGAACGAGACCGCGACCGGGAGAGAGACCGCGAAAGAGACCGAAGCGAAAGAGAUCGAGAGAGAGAACGAGACAGAGAAGGCUUCCACAGGAGGUCAGACUCGUUCCCAGAAUGCCGUGCACCCAGGAAAGGAAACACUGUAUACGUUCACGGCGUGGGCAUGAAGAAGCAGAUGCUCACUGACGCCUUCUCCAAGUUCGGGAAGAUCAUAGACCUGGCGACUGAUCCUCCACGGAACUGCGCUUUUGUUACGUUCGAGAAGAUGGAAUCUGCAGACCAGGCGAUCCAGGAGCUCAAUAACACAAUGAUAGAGGACGUCUCGGUGAAGGUCAGCAUAGCCCGGAAGCAGCCGAUGCUGGACGCAGCCAUAGGGAAGUCUGUGUGGGGUCAGCUAGCCUUCCACAACAGCGCCAAGGGAACCAAUAAGGACAAGAGAGCCCAAGUCAGCUAUUCAGAUGAGGAUUUUUUCAGUGUGGGGUCCACCCCCACUACGGCUACAGAGACCCCCACUACUGAGUAACCGGAGGAGAAGAACGCUUAUGUGGGACAAGAAAGAGGUGUUAGUUGGCUCUUAGAAGUGCAGCUGUGAUGUGUUUAAAGGGGUACUCUGGGGGAAAACCUUUUUUUUUUUUUUUUUUUUAAUGAACUGGUGCCAG